Molecule: messenger RNA, 3192 nt
Organism: Baudoinia panamericana UAMH 10762
Lineage: Eukaryota; Fungi; Ascomycota; Dothideomycetes; Mycosphaerellales; Teratosphaeriaceae
Exons: 2
Coding region: 1-3192 (1063 amino acids)
Cellular component (GO): membrane
Source: RefSeq, a predicted model, not a curated record
AUGUCCGGAGCACAACGGCUACCCUUUCGGGAGGACGAGGCGUUCGCGGAACAAGCAUCAGGCGUUGAAGGCUCUAAACCCAUCCCCAAAAGAGCAUCCAAGUUUGGACGAGCGUCCUCUUCCCAUUCCACUGCGGGACAUUCACUGCCCACUCGGAGUUUCAUACACCAUGCCAAUCAUGCACGAGGCCCGGACGAAGUGCAGUACGCAUCUUCCGGUGUGCGUGAGAAGACAGCGGAGCUUAGCAGCUCGUUUUUGAGCGAGUCAGAAAUGGCGCGUAAUCUCAGUCCAGACAUGAACCACCCGCCACAUUCGCAUAGCCAGUCGCGGAUACACGGACCCAUUCAGGAGGCGUCCGAGCCACCUACGCCAGAUGGAAAAGCGACAAAUGCGCCGGCUCCAUCCGAGCUGACUGCAGCACUACAGCGACAACCUGCUACCGAAUAUCUUGACUCCUCUGAGCUGGAUCUUGAUCGAACAUCUGGGCACCGAACGUCGGUAUCUACCGUACCUGAGGUUGUUAUCAACGAUGGCGAGCAAGAUGAGCCUGCAACUGCUGCGGAGACUACUCCCCUAUUGCCACGUGAGCGUCUCUCAGCUCCGCGCAAGCAAACGUACGAAGCGAGCCCCGACACGGAGGAGCAACCAACCCGUGAGCCAGGAUCUUGGAAUCGGAUCGGUCAUCAAUACCCUUCCCUACACAACAUUCGGUCACUCCUGCGACAUAUGCACAUCAAUCCCAAAGCUUGGGAUCUACGGAAGGCCGGUCGUCGAGUGCUUCUCGAGCCUCUCCGCAUGCUCCCAGCUGUAUUCCUUGGGCUUUUGCUGAACCUGUUGGAUGCCCUAAGUUACGGUAUCAUCCUAUUUCCGCUCGGUGAGGAAGCGUUCGCAGACCUCGGUCCGGAUGGCGUAUCGAUGUUUUACGUGAGCUGUAUUAUUUCUCAGCUCACGUACUCUACUGGCAGCAUAUUCCGAGGCGGAGUAGGCUCUGAGAUGAUCGAGGUUGUUCCGUUCUUCCACAAAAUGACAUACAUGAUCAUGGCUAAGAUGGGUGACGCCAACCCUGAGGCCCUGAGAGCCACCGUCAUUGUAUCAUAUUGCAUGUCCUCAAUCAUCACCGGCCUAGUGUUUGCGAUUCUCGGUAGCCUGCGAUUGGGUACGCUAGUGAACUUCUUCCCACACUCGAUUCUCACAGGUUGCAUUGGUGGUGUCGGCAUCUUCCUCUUCAUAACUGGCAUUGAAGUCUCGGCCCGCCUUGAAGGCAACUUGGACUUCAGCGUCAACGUGCUCAGGCAACUGUUUGCGCCGGCAACUAUUGCACUGUGGAUACCGCCUUUAGUGCUUGCGAUCAUCCUACUACUAGUCAAGCGUUUCUACGACCGGCCGUGGCUUGUGCCGGCUUACUACAUCACUAUAACAGCCGUCUUCUACAUUAUCACUGCGGCCGUUCCUACCAUCUCCAUGGACACUCUCCGCCGAGAUGGCUGGGUCUUCGAAGCGCCCGCUGCUGGGGUGCCGUUUUACAACUUUUACAGCUACUUCAAAUUCAGCUUGGUGGACUGGUCCGCCAUCGGCAUGACCAUACCGUCACAACUUGCGCUCACCUUCUUCGGCAUACUACAUGUCCCGAUCAACGUGCCAAAUCUAGCCAUGGUCGUGCAGGAAGACAAUGUCAGUAUCAAUCGCGAGUUGCUAAUGCACGGCAUCUCCAACACGCUUUCCGGUUGCGUUGGCAGUAUCCAGAACUACCUGGUCUUCGUUAACAGCGUCCUGUUCAUGAACAAUGGUGGCAACAGCAGACUCGCUGGCUACUUGCUGGCCGCGGCGACGUUCGGUCUCUGGGUUGCUGGGCCGGUCGUGAUAGGCUACGUACCAGUCAUGGUAGUCGGCACGCUCAUCUAUAUGCUCGGCAUCGAUCUUGCGCAAGAGGCUCUAGUUGCCACAUACGGUCGGCUUGACCGUCUCGAAUAUAUUACGAUCCUGGUGAUUGCGCUAGUCAUGGGUGUCUACGACUUUGUCGUGGGUAUCGGCAUUGGCAUCGGUCUGGCUUGCUUGGUCUACGUCGUCCAAACCAGCCGUAAGACCGUGAUCCGUGCGGAGUUCACUGGCGUCGUGGCUGAGUCUACCGUGCGCCGGCAUCCAAGGCAACGCAAUUACCUGCAUCGGGUUGGCCAUCAGAUACGGGUCGUCAAGCUGGGUGGCUACCUCUUUUUCGGUAGUAUCGUCAAGGUCGAGAAGAAGGUACGAGCGCUUAUCGACGCAGAGGCAUUCGCUCAAUCUCCGAUACGAUAUCUUGUCCUUGACUUCACGCACGUUACCGGCAUCGACUUCUCCGCGGCCGAAGCGUUUGGAAGGAUGAACCGCAUUCUGCAUCGCAGAGAAGUCACGAUGGCAUUGGCGGGCGUGACGCUUGGUAGUGAUGUGGGUAAGAGUCUACAGAUGGUUGGCUUGUUCGUCGACAGCGAAGAACCGCCAGUCCCAGCGCCGAAGGUGUACGAGGAUCUGAACAGUGCGCUAGAAGCAUGCGAGAACGAGCUGCUGAUGGUCCUGACCGAGAAGCAAAAGCUUGAUACUCACAAGCUCGAAGACUCGCCGCCGAUGCGUAUCCCCGAGGGGCCAGGAUACCUGCAGCCUUCACCGGCGGUUGGCAUGGUCGGCUCGCCGCGCCGGGACUUCUUGCAUCAAGCUGCCACAACAACGAUUACCGAGGCUCGAGAGGGUGAGCAAGCGAAGUGGCAGAGCUUCAAGCAACCUCUUCCCCUCUUACUGCAAGCUUUCCAGGAUCUCACAGACAAGAACGAAGACUUUUGGUUCCGCGCCACACGGUACUUCACUCGGCAAACAUUCCAAAAGGGUCAGAUACUGUACAACCGCGGUGACGAGCCGGAUGGAUUCUACCUGCUGCAGUCGGGCAUCUUGCGUGCAGAGUACUUUUUGGACCAAGGCAACUACCGCGAGAAUAUCGUCGCUGGUAAUACCCUUGGAGAGCUACCGUUCUUCAGCGAGACGGAGCGAACAAGCAGUGUGAUCGCGGAGCAGGAUUGCGUGGCCUGGCUGUUGACGGCAGGUAGCUGGGAGGAACUGCAAGCUAGGGACCCAGAUGUUGCUAAGGAGUUGUUGAAAAUCAGCUUGAAGCUCAGUGCGGAGAGAAUGAACGCCAUCACUAGCUAUGUGUUGAUAACGGCGAGUUGA